Molecule: messenger RNA, 3597 nt
Organism: Xylaria bambusicola
Lineage: Eukaryota; Fungi; Ascomycota; Sordariomycetes; Xylariales; Xylariaceae
Product: mediator of RNA polymerase II transcription subunit 5
Exons: 6
Coding region: 193-3336 (1047 amino acids)
Biological process (GO): regulation of transcription by RNA polymerase II
Cellular component (GO): mediator complex
Molecular function (GO): transcription coregulator activity
Source: RefSeq, a predicted model, not a curated record
CCAAAACAAACCCCCGUCAAGAUACCACCAUCGCCAAACACAUACAUACAGACAUACAGACAUACUGACAUACCACCGGCAGGCAGGUCACGGUGUCUACAUGGUGGAAGACCUGUGAACUGUUGGUGAUGCGAGAGGAGAGACUGUAACGGAGCUGCUUUGCGCAAACAUAACUUCGAAUUGUUGCCGCAAAUGGAUAUGGGAAAUGACACGGCAACUGGCGACCCGACUCGCCAUCACCACGGUGGUGGCCCGACUAGCUCGCAGGACCAAUGGGCGAGAUACUUGUCCCAAUUUCUGAACUCUCGUCUCGACCCGGAGGAGUUCGAAUCCUAUGUCCCAUUGUUGUACAACAAGCAUCCUCUACCCCCCGUCCUCAUUGCCGACAUCUUCUUGCGCCCGCAGCCUUCCAACCACGAGAGCCUCGACCCACGCAUCUCGCGCUACCUCGAAGUCCUGACCCAGCGCAAGUUAGUCGACACGCCCUCGAUCCUGAAUGCUCUUUACAGGUAUUCGACUUCUCAGAUGUAUCUGCACUCUGCCGGCGCACAUGGGCAAGACCAAGACACUGAGAAUGCCUUGAACCAGGCGCCCUUACGAUGGGCGAGCUCCUAUACCCCCGAGGAGGUUUUAUUCUAUCGGCUGUCGAAAGCUGUAAGGCUAGGAUCAGGGAUUAAGACCACGGGCGAAGCGCUUGGAAUUUGCGUCCUCAUGGCUCGAUGGAUGACCAUGUUCACUACUGCCUCCACAGCUUUUGCGCAGGACGUCAUGGGCCAGCUCCAUAAUACUUCCAGAGAGGAGAUGGAAGCUGCCCGUGCCGCUUUCGUCAUGCUUCUCCUUAGUGUUUGCGAGAACCAUUUCGCCCUGCGUGGUUUGAGUCGGCCGUCUGCCAGAGAUGUGCGACGGGUUCUGUCAGAGAGCCUGACUUCUUUCAUUCCAUCUAUCUUGCAGAGUUCUUCUCAGAUCGCCAGCCGGCUAGAGCUCUUUCGUACCGAGACACUAGCUUCUUUUGAGCCCAUCGAUAAAGAUAAAAAAGUCGUCUCGAAUAUAGACUUUGACGACCUCGAAUCAUCCAUGGUCCUCGACAGCAUCGUCAUCCCCGAGUUGCCCAUUUCCAACUCGAGAGCCGGUUUAUAUAUCUACCUAAAUGCAUCGCUUGUCGGACGUCCGCUCAUAGACGAUGCCGUCCUCUUUAGCUACUUACAUAACCGGUACCAGGGCGAUAUUCAAACUACUACAAUAGACCUCAUUCUAGCCUCAUUUGAUGUUCUCGCCAAUGCAGUAUUUCGAAAUGAAGGCCAGAAAACUGGACACUUGCUUCGAUCAUACCUGAUAAAUAAACUCCCUCUAUUACUCGCCACUUUGGCAAACUCGAUGUUUGCCCCAUUGACUCCCCAAUACUGCAUCACAGAGGCCCUUGCCCAAGUCGAUACUAAUGCCUUUCCAACUCUAUCUGCCAUGUUCGAUGAUACAAAUAACAACAACACUUUUACUGACAGUGUCCGACAAGAUUUUUGUUUUGCAUGCUGUUUGCACGGUCUAAUACCAGAAUCUAGCAUUGAGGGUUUGCUAGGAGAAAUAACGUAUCAGAGCUUACCACAAGAUGGUCGACAAGUCAAAGAAAAGCUAGUUGAGCGUUGUAUCGCUGACCCGGAACGGAUUCAAGAACUGGUUCGUGAGAUAGACAAUAUGGACGGUAAUGCUGGAGCUGUCUGCCAGGCCUUGAUUGAGAUGAUCGGUCGUCUUUGCGCCAACAAGGAGACUAUGUCUCUGAAACUCCUAUGUAGCCAACUUGCUCAGAAGCCCCUUUCCUUAGAUGUGAUGCUUCUAUUUGGCAGGCCAGCAUCUAUACUGCAUCCACUGUGUGAAGUGUUAGACAACUGGCGUUACGAUGAAGAUCAAGGGGAAUAUCAACCUGUCUAUGAAGAAUUCGGCGCCAUCCUUCUCCUUGUUUUGGCGUUUGUGUACCGCUACAACCUCUCAGCUGUUGACCUUGGAAUCCGAUCUUCAGACACCUUUAUUGCAAAAUUACUGAACCAGGGCCAACUCAGCCGACCACUGGAUGAACUCACCGACUCAGAGAAAGGUCAUUUAGAUGGCUGGAUUGUAGGUCUCUUCGACACGGAAACUGGAGGCUUAGGUGAUGAACUCAUAUCUACAUGCCCUCCUCAGGAUUUUUAUCUCCUCGUGCCGACCUUGUUUUACAAUAUAAUGCUCGCGUACGAUACAAAGUGGCUCGCCGAAGAGAGCCUAAAGACAGGCGUUGAAUACCUAGUUGAUACUUUCCUUCUCCCUUCAUUGGUUGUGGCUAUCACAUAUAUGUCAAAUCAGCUGUGGACGGAAAGUAGAUCUGACCAGAAAGCAGUUAUUGCAAUACUGCAGCUAAUAUUACUUAACAAGAAGGGCUCUGACGAAGCACAAACCAUGCUCUCAGCUGUUCUCAACAUUGUGGCUAAGCCACUAGAACAUUCCUUGAGGUCUUACCAGAGACAGGAUCCUAAGUGUCAGGAGAUUGAGCCACUCCUUAACGCAAUCAAAGAUAACCUUCGCCUAUCAAGACGCACAGCAGGUGCGGGCCACAACGAACUUGAGGCAUGGGCUAGCACCGCAAGUGGCGGUCUUGCUGCUUCAGUUCGACACACAAUACAGGGCUUUUUACAGUGGAGCCUACAACCGGGUAAUAACAUAAUGCCAACCUCGUAUACACACCGCCAGAUCCUUGCGGCUCAUAGGAUCCUAGGGGCGAGAAGACUACUAGGCAUAAUUCUGGACGAGGUCAAACAACAAACGGAUGCUAGCGGUUGUAGCAUAAUGUACGACAUAGCCACGGCACUUAUCUGCGCCCCGGACGCAACCAACGUGCCACCACCGACAGUCAUGGCGUUGCUCGUAGAUCCAAACAAUCACCCCGUGAUCCCACAAACUCGAAUGACUUUGCGGGAAGCCUUGAAGUCCGAGGCCGAAGACUUUAAAAUUAUCCAAAACUCAGAUCCAGCAUUGGCGGAGCAUAUUGUCCGCUUAUACCGACGCGUGGAAGCACAACUCAUGAUGCCCCAACCAGCAGAGACGAUGCUACAAACCGGGCUCGGUCUUGAUCUGGAUGGUAACGCUGCUGCUGCAUUGGGAGUUACACAAGGCGAUGGGCUCGUGACCGGCGACGGCAAUCUAAGCCUAAAUCUCGGCAAUGCAGGAAGCGACAUGGGCCUUACUGGUGGCGCAGACUCUGGCGGGGGUCUUGAUUUUGGAACCGACGACGAUAUCUUCGGCAACUUAGGGGGUGCGGGUAGUGGUGCUGACCUGCUCGAGGGCUGGGGAGACGGGAUGGAUCUGUCUUAGGCGAAACGGACGAGAAUCUUUUUCGCUAGACGCUGAGGUUGGUAAGGGAUUACACAAAGCACAUGAUAUUCUCGCCGGCGGCUGAAAAUAUCAUUCAUACCCCCCCGGACAAUAUUGCGGAUAGCGACAUUGCAUUGCGUCUAACCUAGCGUUUACGGUGUUUUUGGUGGCAGCUUAUCACUGGCUGAUCGAGGUAUUGUGAGCCGGGCGAAAUAGCGAUAUGAAAGAUACCCUUGACCAAUUAUUACUGUGUUUUACAAA